Molecule: messenger RNA, 1923 nt
Organism: Pisolithus orientalis
Lineage: Eukaryota; Fungi; Basidiomycota; Agaricomycetes; Boletales; Pisolithaceae
Product: glycoside hydrolase family 16 protein
Exons: 11
Coding region: 1-1923 (640 amino acids)
Biological process (GO): fungal-type cell wall organization; (1->6)-beta-D-glucan biosynthetic process
Cellular component (GO): endoplasmic reticulum membrane; plasma membrane
Molecular function (GO): glucosidase activity
Source: RefSeq, a predicted model, not a curated record
AUGCAACCUCAACAACGUCGUCCGCCACCCAGCGCUCAAGAUUACUACGCAGUUCCUCAGAGCCCUCAGGCACCGUCGAACAUGCACAACUCACAUCCAUCCUACAACACAUCGAGACCUCCUGGGAGGUCAUCCUCACGAGGUAGCGUACAGAUGCAGACCGGAAGAGGCGCGAUUGCACAGGGUGUCGCGAGUGGUGUGAUUGGUGCUGGAUAUGGUCCCUACUCAUAUAAUCCAUCCUCAGUGCGCGAGGGCGCAUUCAACAAUGGCUCGCGGUUCAGCGCCGCCCCUUCCGAGGUGUCAUCUGUAACAGGAGGCGAGAAAAUGCCCAACAGUAGUGUAGCAGGAAACUCGUCAACAGUGCCCCCUUUUGCCUGGGACACAAAGGACCCAGACCUCGACGACGCUUUGCACAAUCCUGAUCCAGUACAAGAUGCAGCCCUCGAUAACUCCUUUACCUUAUGGUCCCUACGUGGUUGGGCCAAUGUCGGCACUUUGUUCGUCCUCGUCGUCGGUCUUAUAACGCUAUUCGCUGGGUAUCCGAUAAUACACUAUUUCUCGACAAAGAGUCCGACGACUUCUGGUUUCAACUUGGGAGGAAUCAACGUAACGGGACAGGUUCCCUCCCUACCUGGGCUGCCUAGCUUGAUCGAUGCUGAUACCCCAUCGUCAGCACUAUAUCGGACGGGUAGUGAUGGUAAUACGUAUCAGCUCGUAUUCAGUGAUGAAUUCAACACCGAUGGGCGCACGUUCUGGCCUGGUGAUGAUCCGUUCUGGGAGGCGGAAAACCUGCAUUACUGGCCUACGGGUGACUUGGAGUGGUAUUAUCCAUCAGCUGUCACGACUCAGAAUGGGAAGCUGAUGAUCACGAUGACCGAGGAACCCAAAAACAACUUAAAUUUCGUCAGUGGCAUGCUGACAUCGUGGAACAAGUUUUGUUUCACGACGGGUUAUAUCGAGGUCAGCAUGAGCAUGCCGGGAAGCCCUCUUGCCCCAGGUUUGUGGCCUGGUGCGUGGACGAUGGGCAACUUGGGUCGCGCAGGAUACGGUGGGACAACAGAGGGUACUUGGCCUUACAGCUAUACUUCGUGCGACGUGGGAACGCUUCCGAACCAAACUCAAAAUGGUGUUCCUGCAGCAGCUGCUACUGGGGGACUCGGCGGUGGGCCAUUGAGCUACCAGCCUGGUCAACGUCUAUCCUCGUGUACAUGCCCAGGUGGUGAUCAUCCUGGACCGAGUGUGUCGGUUGGCCGUGGAGUGCCCGAAAUUGAUAUCCUUGAAACCCAAGUCGACGUCUCUGUCUUCCAGGGCCAGGUAUCUCAGAGCUUCCAGACGGCACCGUAUAACUAUCAGUACCAAUUCAACAACGCUUCGCCUGCUACUUCGAUCAACGACACUGCCAUAACUCAAUUCAACACAUACACCGGUGGCCCCUAUCAGCAGGCGGCGUCUGCCUUGACGUACAUUGAUAGUCAGAACUACGCUGGACAGGGCUACGCCACCUAUGGGUUCGAAUGGUGGUCAAAUCCAAGUAAUCGCGCUUCGGGCUAUGUCACGUGGUAUAGUGAGAGUGCCCAAACGUGGAAGAUCACUCCGAACUCGAUUGGAGCAGACUCGACUGUGCAGAUUAGUGCCCGACUAAUUCCAGAGGAACCGAUGUACAUAAUCUUCAACCUGGGCAUGGCGCCAUCGUUCCAGGAACAGGACUUCAUGCACCUUCAAUUCCCUGUUACAAUGUAUAUUGAUUACGUUCGCGUAUAUCAACGAGAAGGACUCAAGAACGCCAUUGGCUGCGAUCCUCCAAGCUAUCCUACUGCAGACUAUAUCAACGCGCACCUCAAUGCAUACUCAAAUCCGAAUAUCACGACGUGGGCUCAAGCCGGAUACAGCUUCCCUCAAAAUCGCCUGACCGACUCGUGUUGA